CGUCAUCUGCAAUCUCUCCCACAUCCAAACCGCCACUGCUAGAGCUAGCUAGUGUUGCACACAGUUCAUCAAUAUGGCUCUGAAAAAUAGCGCUUUCUUCCUCCUUGGUCUGCUUCUCUACUGUGUCACCAUGAGCGGCGCGGUGAGAAUCUUGGAAGAGACUGCUCCCACCAAGGGUGAGGAGCACAAGCCUGAGCUGUCACCACUGCCCAAGGUGGAGCUGCCGCCAUUCCCCGAGGUGCACUUGCCACCUAAGCCCGAGCUGCCCAAGGUGGAGCUGCCGCCAUUCCCCGAGGUGCACUUGCCACCUAAGCCCGAGCUGCCCAAGGUGGAGCUGCCAACGUUCCCGGAGGUGCACCUGCCACCCAAGACGGAGAUGCCCAAAGUCGAGCUGCCACCUAAGCCAGAGCUGCCCAAGGUGGAGUUGCCAACGUUCCCGGAGGUGCACCUGCCACCCAAGCCCGAGCUGCCAACAUUCCCGGCGGUGCACCUUCCAUCUAAGCCCGAGCUUCCCAAGGUUGAACUCCCAACCUUCCCGGAGGUGCACCUGCCACCCAAGCCUGAGCUGCCCAAAGUGGAGCUGCCGCCAAAGCCAGAGUUGCCCACCCUUCCCGAGUUCCACUUCCCAGAGCCGGAGGCUAAACCAUGAGGAAUGGAGAACUGUCUUCUCAGUAUUGUUGCCUUGCGUCUUCUGAUUGCUCGUGCAUGUACCUGUUGUUGUGUUGCUUCGCUGAUGUGUUCGUUUAGUCGUGGUAUUUGGCUAGUCUUGUGAGUGAUGUGCUUAUAUAUUUGGCAUAUAUACGAGAACUGUUUCGUUCUCACUAUUAUCUUUCUUGUUUGUAAGAAUACUUUGAAAAUAUGCAUGCUAUACCCUCAAUGUACAGUUGUAAUUUUCUCCA
Messenger RNA from Lolium perenne, 899 nucleotides. The record is from RefSeq and is a predicted model, not a curated record. Lineage: Eukaryota; Viridiplantae; Streptophyta; Magnoliopsida; Poales; Poaceae.